UGGUAACUUGUGUCGGAACAGAAGCCCUCACAUGAGUGGCAUGCUUCACGGAGUUAUGUACCUUGUUUUACCCCCUGAACUGCUAUCAUGGAUUUCAAAUCAUUAAUACUUUUCCUUUUUCUCUUCACGUUUAUUUCCAGAGCAGAAUUCAUUAUUCAUCCGUCCAAUGAAGUUAACCUGUUGGACUCCAAAGCAAGUCAAGGGGAACUGGGCUGGAUAUCAUCGCCAUCCCAUGGGUGGGAGGAAAUUAGCGGUGUGGAUGAGCACUACACACCCAUCCGGACCUUCCAGGUGUGCAACGUGAUGGAGUACAGCCAGAACAACUGGUUGAGGACCAACUGGAUUCCUCGUAAUUCCGCGCAGAAGAUCUAUGUGGAGCUGAAGUUUACCCUGAGAGACUGCAACAGCAUUCCCAUGGUCCUGACCUGCAAAGAGACGUUCAACUUACACUACCUGGAGACGGACGAAGACCAGGGAAGUAAGUUCCGUGAGCACCAGUUCUCCAAAAUAGACACCAUCGCCGCCGACGAGAGCUUCACUCAGAUGGACCUAGGCGACCGCAUCCUGAAGUUGAACACCGAGGUGCGUGAGGUGGGACCCAUGACUAAGAAGGGCUUUUACCUGGCUUUCCAGGACGUGGGAGCAUGCGUGGCCCUGGUUUCGGUGCGGGUGUACUUUAAAAAAUGCCCCUUUACAGUGAGGAACCUGGCCAUGUUUCCUGACACGGUGCCCACGGACUCUCAGUCGCUGGUGGAGGUUAGGGGCUCCUGCGUCAACAAUUCCAGGGAGGAGGACCCACCAAAAAUGUACUGCAGCACUGAUGGAGAGUGGCUGGUGCCUAUUGGGAAAUGCCUGUGCAACAUAGGUUACGAGGAGCGGGGAGUCACAUGCCAAGCCUGCCGGCCCGGCUUUUAUAAGGCCUCCUCCGGGAACGUCAAGUGCUCCAAGUGUCCUCCACACAGCUACACACACCAGGAGGGCUCCGUCCACUGCGGAUGCGAGAAAAACUACUUCCGCGCAGAAGAGGAUCCCGCCUCUAUGGCCUGCUCCCGACCUCCAUCUGCCCCACGCAAUGUGAUCUCAGCCAUUAAUGAGACGUCAGUGAUUCUGGACUGGAUCUGGCCGGCUGACAGCGGAGGCAGGAAGGAUGUGAUAUUUAACGUAGUCUGUAAGCGAUGUUGGCCGGGUCCCAGACAGUGUGAACCCUGCAGAGGGGCUGUGCGCUUCCUGCCCCGUGCCUUCGGCCUCACUAACACGACAGUAACCGUGACUGACCUUCUGGCACACACCAAUUACACGUUUGAGAUUGAGGCCCAAAACGCAGUGUCCUCCCAGGCCCCCACGAUCCGCCAUUAUGCUGCGGUCACCAUCACUACCAACCAAGCAGCUCCAUCUGCAGUGACUGUCAUCAGGAAGGACCGAACAUCAAGAAACAGCAUCUCACUGUCUUGGAUGGAGCCAGAGAGACCCAAUGGGAUCAUUUUGGACUACGAGGUCAAAUACUAUGAGAAGCAGGAACAAGAAACCAGUUACACCAUCCUGAGGUCGAAGGGCACAAAUGUCACACUGAACGGCCUAAAACCCGACACCACGUACCUGCUGCAGAUCAGAGCGCGCACCGCUGCCGGUUACGGCGGGACCAGUCGCAAGUUUGAGUUUGAGACCAGCCCAGACUCCUUUUCCAUCUCCAGUGAGAACAGUCAGGUGGUGCUGAUCGCUAUCGCCUCCGCUGUGGCCAUCAUCCUCCUCACUGUAGUGCUCUACAUUGUGAUUAGCAGGUUGUGUAGAUACAGCAAGUCCAAACAUCCAGAUGAAAAGAGGCUGCCCUUUGGCAACGGCCACUUGAGACUGCCUGGCAUCAAGACGUAUGUGGACCCACACACUUAUGAAGACCCGAGUCAAGCCGUGCACGAAUUCGCCAAGGAACUGGAAGCGUCUUGUAUCGCCAUAGACAAAGUCGUUGGGGCAGGGGAGUUUGGAGAGGUGUGCAGUGGCCGACUGAAGCUCCCGUCUAAGAAGGAGAUCUGUGUGGCCAUCAAGACUCUCAAAGCCGGAUACACAGAGAAACAAAGACGGGACUUCCUCAGUGAAGCGAGCAUCAUGGGACAGUUUGACCACCCCAACAUCAUCAGGCUGGAAGGUGUGGUCACACGAAGUAAACCCGUGAUGAUAGUGACCGAGUACAUGGAGAACGGUUCCUUGGAUGGCUUCCUGCGAAAACACGACGCCCAGUUCACAGUGAUUCAGCUGGUGGGCAUGCUACGUGGCAUCGCAUCUGGUAUGAAGUAUCUGUCGGAUAUGGGCUAUGUGCACAGAGACUUGGCCGCUCGCAACAUCCUGGUCAACAGCAAUCUAGUGUGUAAAGUGUCAGACUUCGGCUUGUCCAGAGUGCUGGAGGACGACCCAGAAGCUGCCUACACUACAAGAGGUGGCAAGAUUCCAAUCCGAUGGACCGCACCAGAGGCCAUCGCCUAUCGUAAGUUUACCUCGGCCAGUGACGUAUGGAGCUAUGGGAUUGUCCUAUGGGAGGUCAUGUCUUAUGGAGAAAGACCUUAUUGGGAGAUGUCCAAUCAGGACGUGAUAAAAGCGGUGGAUGAGGGCUAUCGUCUUCCCCCGCCCAUGGAAUGCCCUGCUACCCUUUACCAGCUGAUGCUGGACUGCUGGCAGAAGGACCGAAACAACCGGCCCAAAUUUGAACAGAUCGUCAGCAUCCUGGAUAAGCUCAUCCGCAACCCCAGCAGUCUUAAAAUCACGGCCAGCACUGCGUCCAGACCGGUUAAUCUGCUUCUGGACAGAACCAGCACUGACAUCACUUCCUUUCACACGAUGGGUGAUUGGCUGGAGAGUGCAAGGACGUUGCCCUGUAAAGAUGCGUUCACUGGUGUCAGCUACAGCUCCUGUGAUACACUGGCCAAAACCUCAGCAGAAAUCUGUCUGACUGAAGUCAGACCAGCAGCCACGUGCCCUGAGUGGGAGCCGUCCAUGGGAAUUACAACACUUUAAAGCUUAUAGACUGGAUGGGACUUCAAGAAAGUCGGUGUGACGAUCGUGGGACCUCAGAAGAAGAUCGUGAGCAGCCUAACAACACUUGAAACACACUCAAAGAACGGUCCAGUUCCUGUGU
Pimephales promelas (fathead minnow) is the source of this 3124-nucleotide messenger RNA. It is a transcript of the gene epha3, whose product is annotated as eph receptor A3. The record is from RefSeq and is a predicted model, not a curated record. Gene Ontology annotation, molecular function: transmembrane-ephrin receptor activity; ATP binding; protein binding. Gene Ontology annotation, cellular component: dendrite; plasma membrane. Lineage: Eukaryota; Metazoa; Chordata; Actinopteri; Cypriniformes; Leuciscidae. Gene Ontology annotation, biological process: protein phosphorylation; axon guidance; ephrin receptor signaling pathway.